AUGGCUGACGAGGGCAUGGCCCUUGUGUCACGCAAUAUGGCUUCCUUUAAGGGCCAGAACUUACAUUCAGUUCCCGAAAUGGACAUGCUCGCGGAAGAUAAAAUGCUUGCGUGCAAUUUACCCGACUAUGUGGCGACAUUGAUAGCUAUCACACAGAUGGCAGAUUUCCCCAUGUGUGAUUCAAAUGAUCAGGGUGCAAACCACAUGCUGGCAGAGUUUCGUUGCAUCUCUGAUUUCAACUCAUCUCCACCUGGGCCGCACAGAGUACCGAUGCCCUAUCUCAAACAUCUUACCCGCAAGGAGGUGCUAGACGAGGACUGCAAAAUCAACUGGAGGGGGACCAUCGACGCAGGGGAAUGUCUUCCUCCGACGGAAUGGACUGGCCAAAUUCACUCCUGUUCGGUUCAAUGGACACACAAAGCCCAGGAUCUUCUGCAACUCAACUGUCGAUACGAUGGAAGUGACGAGAUGGACAUCAAAAGACUGACGGAGAGUCUUCUCAGCCCGCUCAUCCAUUUGCCAGAACCAGAGAACGGGACAGCAAAAUUCGUCACGAUUGUGUAA
Messenger RNA from Parastagonospora nodorum SN15, 564 nucleotides. RefSeq lists its product as hypothetical. The transcript has 4 exons. The record is from RefSeq and is a predicted model, not a curated record. Lineage: Eukaryota; Fungi; Ascomycota; Dothideomycetes; Pleosporales; Phaeosphaeriaceae. Bases 1 to 564 code for a protein of 187 amino acids.